Molecule: messenger RNA, 184 nt
Organism: Candidula unifasciata
Lineage: Eukaryota; Metazoa; Mollusca; Gastropoda; Stylommatophora; Geomitridae
Source: the annotation of a GenBank genome assembly
AUGGAUGCUGACAUUUAUGACGACGAUCCAUCGUUUUUAGGAUUACACGAGGACACAGUCGUUUUAGAUGUCGAGCCCGAAGAGGUCGCCCUUGUCCCAGACGCUGUGAGACCAUCAACAACCAGUGAACUGAAGGGGAUGCUCCAGCAAGCAGGCACAGAGCUCACAGUCAAAUACCUGACAG